Molecule: messenger RNA, 1599 nt
Organism: Pichia membranifaciens NRRL Y-2026
Lineage: Eukaryota; Fungi; Ascomycota; Pichiomycetes; Pichiales; Pichiaceae
Exons: 2
Coding region: 1-1599 (532 amino acids)
Biological process (GO): maturation of SSU-rRNA from tricistronic rRNA transcript (SSU-rRNA, 5.8S rRNA, LSU-rRNA)
Cellular component (GO): nucleolus; nucleus
Source: RefSeq, a predicted model, not a curated record
AUGUCUGUGAAAGGUUCGAAGAAAAAGAUGCUAAGUGACAGGAUUGUCGCAAAAUUGAACAAGCCAAAGAUAAAGGAUUACGAUAUUGAAGACGAAGACUUCAAUUACGAGAAUGGGUCAAGUAGCAAACCCGAUGGCUUUAAUGAAGAAGACGACGAGAACGAUGACGAGGAAGAAGAGAGAGAGCGUGAAGAGCUGGCAAAGAGAGACCAUUAUGUGAAGGUGUCCGAAAGUAAAAUCAGAGGCAAAUCUUUGAAUCUAGGUGAAAAAUAUACUGGUUCUAAAGUUGGAAGGAGUGAACUAUAUGAUAAUGGCGACUCGGAAAGUAGCAAUAGCGAAGAAGAUUCUAAAGAGGAUGAUGAAGAUGAUUAUGAAAAAAACGACGAAGAUAUACUUGCCGAUGUCACCGAUUCUGAGGCGGAAAACGCAAACGAAGAGAACAGUGAAGAGGAAGUAGAAGAUGAGGAGGAUGAGGAGGAAGAACAUAAGAGAAACAGAAUAGCAAGACUUCUAGACACUGAGAAGCAGCAAAUAUUCAACCGCUUAUCAACAUCAGCUAAAACAGAUACCUUAAAGGGUUACACCAUCCUUAGACAAGGAGCUGAAUAUGAUAAAAUACUUGACGCUAGAAUUAAAUUGCAGAAGGCGAUAAUUUCGGGUAAUUCUCUUCCGAUAGACAAUAAGGUGUUUGAAGAAAACAAAACAGAUCAAACCGACUCAAUCAUUGAAGCCACCGAAGGUAAAUUGUAUGGUUUGAUAGACCGACUUAUACGAUUGAGAGCGAAACAGUUGUUGAGAGAUGAUUUGGUGAAGGAAAAAGUCAAGGUCAAUUUGAAGAAAAGAAAGCUAUCCAGCUAUCUUGAGGCAAACUCAUCCAUUGAUAAAGCUUGUGCUCCAAUAAGAAAGUCAGUCUUGAUGAAAUGGUCUAGCAGGGUUCAAUCUGCUUCGGGUAUUGGUGCAUUGAACCAGGGUAAAUUCAGUGUGAUUAACCAAAACGUUUGGACACAAGUAAACAAUCAACUAGGCGACUUAGACAGACUUAUCAAAAAAACCAAAAUUAAUCGUCGUGGAAUCACCCCAAUGGGUUACUCAGAGGCACUAGAAAAGAAACUAGAGGACGAAGUGGAUGCUGAUGAUAAUGAUGACAGCGACAGCGGUAGCAACUUCAAGACCGCAGGGCUCAGUAAUAUUGACAAAAGUUUGCAAACAAACCAAUACAUUUUUGAUGACGAUGACUUCUACAGAUUGCUUCUCAAUGACAUGGUCAACAAGAAGCUUGAUCAGAAGCAAGCCAACAAUGCAGCUAUUCUAAUGCUCUCGAAGAACAAAAUGCAGAAAAAUUACGACAGAAUGGCGACAAAGGGAAGAAAGCUAAAAUACACGGUUCAAGAACCUUUGAUUCAAUACGAAAUUCCAAGAAGAAAAUACUAUUCCUGGGGAGAUGAUCAAAUUGAUGAACUAUUUGCCGGCUUGUUUGGUAUAAAUCUUAAUAUCAAUGACUCGGACAACGAUGCCGAAGAUGACAUUGACGCAGAGCAAGAUGGUCAGAAGGACGACAUCACAGCAUUGAGGGAGUCCGGCCUGAAGCUUUUCGGUUGA